AUGAUUUUUGAUACAUUAUCACCAACUGAUCAUAUGUUUGAAUCUUUACCAUCAUCAUUUAUCGAACAUCCAUUGUCAGACGAAUGUAAUUUUUCACAAAUUGAAUUAUCAAAAGAAAAAAUGUUUUCAAAAAGACAAGAAAAUUCUAUAAAUGAUAUGCAUACAAUAUCUAAUCGAUAUCAGCGAUUAAAACCAUCACCCAUAAAUAUUUCAUCGUUAUCAACUGAAAAUUUAACAUCAAUACCAAUUAAUCAAUCAUUACAACAAAUUGAACAAAACAUAGUGACUAAUGUUAAUGAAGGAUCAACAGAUUCUCUUUGGCAAUCUUCAGAUGAACAUCAUCUAUCGAUAUCUCCUACAAAGUCCUUAUCUAUUACUGAAUUCUAUCCUAAUUCAUCAACAACUUCCUAUUCAUCAUCAUGUUCAAUUUCAUCAUCUGAUUUAAGUUUGAUUAAUAAUGAUUCUGAUCAUGUUGAUAAACCUGAUAUGAAAACUCUUUUAUCAACAUCAUCAUCUGGUUAUGAAUCAUCAUUAAAUUCUAAUACUGAUCAUUUUUUUCCUUCAUCACCAGAUUCGAUUUUAAUAUCCAAUUGUAAUCUUGUUGAACAAUUUAUUGAUGUACAUCUACCAAAACAAUCAUCAUUUAAUCAUGAUAUAAUUUCUUCAUCAGCAUCAUCAUUAAGUUCUUCAUCAAGUUCAUUUUUUUCUCGGAAUUUGAUUUCAACUAUUGAUUCACCUUCAUAUUCUCGAAAAUGUCUUAUUCAUAAUCAAUUAUCUAGUGAUACUGAUGAUGAUUCACAAGCAACAACAAUAUCAACUGAUGUAUUAUCUUUACAACGACAAAAGAAACGACCGAGAAGUUUACCAAUAGCUAUUCAACAACCGAAAGUUGUAUCAAAUGAUGAUGAAACAGAUAAUAGUUCUCAAAAUGAUUCUCUUUGCUAUUUUUCAAUAACUGUACCAGAAAAGAAUUGUUUUCAAACAUGCGAAUCAAGUUCUGUUACAGUUGCAAAUGGGAUAUUUUCAGAAAGUAAUUUAAUUACAACAUCAAUUGAUAAAUUAGAUAUUAAUGAACAAAUAAUAGUUAAUCAGAAAAAUUCAUUAGAACAUUUUAUAAUGAGUCCAACUGAUAAAGUUAAAAUACAGAUGAAAUAUCAUGAAACUGAUAUUAAAAAUAAUGAAUUAAAAAUUUCUCAACCUGAAGAUAUUGAUUUUAAACGAUCGAAACUAAAAGCUAUUCGAGUACUUUAUCAAAAUAGACUUAAUUUUAACAAUAUUCAAUCUCCGGUGACACAUCAAAAUUCAACUAUAGUUUCAUCAAGAACAGCAGGCUAUUGCCAUUCUCCAUUAGCUAAACGAACUGUUAAUCCACGUUUAUUGAGAAGUGUUCUAUCAUGUAGUGUAUUUGAAGUUGAUGAUGAACACGAAGUUGUUUCAUCAACAACUCAAAAUAAUGUUAAGGGAACACAUGAAAAGUCUCACAUUGAAACAUUCAAUUGUUUACGUGGCAAUUUUACAGAAUCAUUAUUACAUGGAAAAAUUCUUCCUUGUGGUGUACUCGAUGGUUUUACAAUAAAAUUAGGUGUAAGUGGAGUUUUUAUACCUAAACAAGUUAUUUUACCUGUGACAACGUUUUGGUUCAAUGUAUCGGAUCAUCAAGCAGCAUCACCUUACGGUUAUAUUAAUUUGCAAUGUUUACCAAAACGUGGUUAUCAUACACCAACAAAAGGAACAAUAACAUUAGCUUUAUUAAAUCCCAAUGGAACAGCAAUUCAUUUAUUUUUAAUAUUAUAUGAUUUAAGUGAUAUGCCACCUGAUCAUCGAACAUUUAUUCGUCAAAAAGUUGUUCAUAUGCCUGAGGAUAUUCAUGAUGAUGAAACAUAUAAAAAGUCAACAAUAAUAACACCUAAAGAAAAUCUCAGAUAUUUAGCUCAUAUUCGGUUUGUAACAUCACAAACUGGAAAACUCUAUAUGCAUUCCGAUAUACGAUUAAUAUUUGCACGUAAUAAACUUGAUUACGAUGAACGAACAGGACAUGGAAAACCUCAAUUAGAGACAACAACAGAUAUGCCAACACCAAAAUACUGGUCACGAAAAUAG
Rotaria sp. Silwood2 is the source of this 2100-nucleotide messenger RNA. Lineage: Eukaryota; Metazoa; Rotifera; Eurotatoria; Philodinida; Philodinidae. The record is from the annotation of a GenBank genome assembly.